Oncorhynchus gorbuscha (pink salmon) is the source of this 1890-nucleotide messenger RNA. RefSeq names its product diencephalon/mesencephalon homeobox protein 1-B-like. Gene Ontology annotation, molecular function: DNA-binding transcription factor activity, RNA polymerase II-specific; RNA polymerase II transcription regulatory region sequence-specific DNA binding. Gene Ontology annotation, biological process: regulation of transcription by RNA polymerase II. The transcript has 5 exons. Lineage: Eukaryota; Metazoa; Chordata; Actinopteri; Salmoniformes; Salmonidae. The record is from RefSeq and is a predicted model, not a curated record. The coding region runs from base 234 to 1406 and encodes 390 amino acids.
UAUUCUCAAACGACUGGAGAGUGAGAGCACCGCGCACGACGAAUGGGAAAACGGACUACAGUAUUCCUGAGGAGUUUGAGUUUUAAAAAAUGAGUAUACAGGACUAAACAGCACGGAAUUGAGAAGUAAUAUACAAGGUGAUACUUUGAAAGCUAAUAUUCCAUUUGAAAAUAGCCGGACAUAGGCUAUAGGCCAAGGCCCCACGGGCAGCGUACAUAAGAGGUGACGCAGCCAUGCAGCACUACGGAGUGAAUGGAUAUUCUCUCCACGCCAUGAACUCACUAAAUGCCAUGUACAAUCUUCACCAGCAGGCGGCGCAGCAUGCCCAGCACGCGCCCGACUACCGGCCGUCCGUGCACGCGCUCACGCUGGCAGAGAGACUGGCUGACAUAAUCCUCGAGGCCCGGUAUGGCUCCCAGCACAGGAAGCAGCGACGCAGUCGCACAGCCUUCACUGCCCAGCAGCUGGAGGCCCUGGAAAAGACCUUCCAGAAGACCCACUACCCAGACGUGGUGAUGCGCGAACGCCUGGCCAUGUGUACCAACUUACCAGAGGCCCGUGUGCAGGUGUGGUUCAAGAACCGCCGCGCCAAGUUCCGCAAGAAGCAGCGCAGCCUGCAGAAAGAGCAGCUCCAGAAACAGAAGGAGGCCAACAGAGAGGGAGGUGACGAGGAAAAGGUCAAGACCACCGACCCUUCCACCCAGACAUCUCCAUCUCCAUCCUCCCUCUCGGAGACCAUGCGGCCCCAGCCUGCGGAGAUGAGUGUGGAGGUGAACAUCACCUCCCCGGAGGCCUCGGACAGCGAGUCGGCUGCAGAGGACAACGGUGAGGGAGAUGAGGAGCUGAAGUGGGAGAGGCUGCAGGAUACUCAGCAGCAUCAGCAUCAGGGGGAGGUGCAGCAGGGGGGUGCAGGGCUGCAGCCGGGAGGAGGAUCUCCAUCCUGCAAACGCUUCAGCCCCACACCAGACUCUCCCUCCCUCCCCUCCUCUAGCGGUGGCGGUGGCAGCAGUGUGUCCCAAGGCUCCUACGCCUCGUCCCCCCUCAGCCUCUUCCGUCUGCAGGAGCAGUUCCGCCAGCACAUGGCUGCAACCAACAACGUGGUCCACUACCCCUCCUUCGACAUGGGUACCCCCUCCUCCCUGCCCUACCUGGGCAUGAACGUCAACAUGCCCUCCCCCCUGGGCUCUCUGCCCUGCCAAUCGUACUACCAGUCUCUGUCCCAGGCAUCCAUGUCCCAAGUGUCCAUGUCCCAGGCCCAGCAGGUGUGGAAUUGCCCCUUGACGAGUCUCCAGGCCCCUCCGAGCAGCCUACCCAGCCUCAACAGCAAGACCACCAGCAUCAAGAACCUGCGUCUGAGGGCCAAGCAGCACGCUGCCUCCCUGGGCCUGGACACGCUACCCAACUGACCCCCUGGACACGCUACCCAACUGACCCCCUGGACACGCUACCCAACUGACCCCCUGGACACGCUACCCAACUGACCCCCUGGACACGCUACCCAACUGACCCCCUGGACACGCUACCCAACUGACCCCCUGGACACGCUACCCAACUGACCCCCUGGACACGCUGCCCAACUGACCCCCACAGUCAGAUGUUAUGACCCUUUCUACAGACUGGACAUUAUAGACACUGCAUCAGUUCUGUACACUGGGACUGCAUGGGACUGGACAUUACAGAUACUGCAUCAGUUUUGUACAAUGGGACUGCAUGGGACUGGACAUUAGAUAAGAACCCUACCGGACUAUACUUAUUUGACACCCUUGCAGGUGAGAUACAUAGACCCAGUGCAAUCUCACUACUAUACUGAACAAAAAUAUAAAUGGAACAUGUAAAGUGUUGGUCCCAUGUUUCAUGAGUUCAAAUUAAAUAUCCCAGAAAUUUUCCAUA